Molecule: messenger RNA, 477 nt
Organism: Penicilliopsis zonata CBS 506.65
Lineage: Eukaryota; Fungi; Ascomycota; Eurotiomycetes; Eurotiales; Aspergillaceae
Exons: 2
Coding region: 1-477 (158 amino acids)
Source: RefSeq, a predicted model, not a curated record
AUGCCUGAGGUCACCAGCGGAGACCGGUUGACAGAGUCGAACCUCGCUGCGUAUAAUCUAUUCUGGCAGCAAAAGGCCCGAGACGAGUCCAUCAACAUCUGGGUUGACAAAGUCAUCAGGCAGGAGCAGAGACACUGGCUCUUCUCUGAACUCACAAGCAAUGAUGUGGGUCACCAGGAAGAAGGGGAUAUUCUCGAUGGUCUGGAUUUGCUUCUCGGUGAUGCUCCUGGUCUGGACUUGAUAGGUCUCAGCCACUGGAUGUUUGAAGAGACACAGGACGUGUCCAUGGUGAACCCCAUCGAGCGCUUCCUGACUCCAGAUGGAUGCAGUGACCCUCUUUAUUUUGCUCUGCCUGCCUUGCAGCGCAUGGGUAUUCCCUUUGGCAGCAUGGAAGGCAAAGAAGCGAGAGUUCAAAUGGUAAAAACGUCAUUGGAAUCAAUGGCAAAAAUGCGCAAGCAGUAUUCGGGUUUGACUUGA